CCUAUCUAUAUAUGAAGAUUAAAUCAACUUCCUUGAUUAACAACGCCAGCUGAAGGAGAAACCAAAGCCAAACUGGGCAGCAAUGGAUAUUCUCUCGCUUUCCAUUUUUCUCUCUCUACUCUUUCUCCUCCUUGUCUUCCUUCUCUUUCGACCUCACCGCCGGAAAAACCUCCCGCCGAGCCCACGUUUUUCCCUUCCAAUUAUCGGCCAUCUCCAUCUCGUCAAACACCCUGUUCAUCGGACACUUCACAACCUCUCCCACAACUAUGGCCAUGUUUUCUCUCUCCGAUUCGGUCCAUGAAUGAAGAAGUAGUGGGCCUUUCACCCUUCACGUCUCGUUGUAGUUGUAUCAUCUCCUUCCGUCGUACAAGAAUGCUUUACAAAGAACGAUAUCGUUCUCGCAAAUCGGCCGCUAUUGGACACCGGAAAACACUUAGCCUACAACCACACCACCAUGGCAGUUGCCCCUUACGGGGACCAUUGGCGAAACCUUCGCCGGAUUGGCGCCCUUGAGAUUUUCUCAACAACUCGAAUGAAUCUGUUCUCGGGGAUUCGAGAAGGCGAAGUUAAACGUUUGAUGCGUAAACGCAGUUCGUUGGUAGAAUUCACGGUGGUUGAGCCGGGGUCGAUGAUUUUGGAUCUUAUGUUCAAUAUCAUUAUGAGAAUGGUGGCUGGGAAGAAGUAUUAUGAAGACGACAUGUCGAAUGAUGGAAAAUCGAGGAAAUUUAGAGAGGUGGUGAAAGAAAUUAUGGCGCAUGGUGGGGCAACGAAUCCAGGAGAUUUCAUACCUAUAUGGAAUUGGAUUGAUCCUACUGGUUUGGAAAAGAAGAUUAUGAAGCUUGGAAACACAAUGGAUGAACUUCUUCAAGAACUUAUUGAUGAGAUAAGGAAUCAGAAAGGUGAAGGCAACACUAUGAUUGAGCAUUUACUUCCCUUGCAGAAAACUGAGCCUGAAAAUCAUAGUGACCUUAUUAUCAAAGGCCUCAUACAAAUCAUAUUAGUAGCAGGAAUUGACACUACCGGAGUGACAUUAGAAUGGACGCUCUCCCAUCUACUCAACAAUCCAGAGGUGUUAGAGAAGGCAAAAACUGAGAUAGACAAUUUUGUUGGACAAGAGCGUCUGGUUAAUGAAGCUGAUCUGUCGAGUUUAAGUUAUGUGCAAGGAAUAAUUUCUGAGACUCUGAGACUAACCCCAGCAGCUCCCUUGCUUGUGCCGCAUUGCCCAUCUGAAGAUUGUAAAAUAGGAGGGUAUGAUGUACCACGGGAUGCAAUUGUAUUGAUUAAUGCUUGGGCUAUUCAUAGAGAUCCCGAACUAUGGGAAGAUGCCACCAGCUUUAAGCCUGAAAGGCAUCCCGAACUAUGGGAAGAUGCCACCAGCUUUAAGCCUGAAAGGCAUACAAAUGCGAUUGGAGUUGACUCGUACAAACUAUUACCAUUUGGUUUGGGGAGGAGAGCCUGCCCUGGAAUGGGAAUGGCUCAACGUGUAGCUGUCUUGACUUUGGCAUCGUUGAUUCAAUGCUUUGAGUGGAAAAGAGUGAGCUUGACUUUGGCAUCGUUGAUUCAAUGCUUUGAGUGGAAAAGAGUGAGCUGCUCAUUGGUUGACAUGACUGAAGGUGAAGGAAUCACUAUGCCCAAAGCUCAACCAUUGAUAGUCAAGUGUAGACCACGUCCAAUCAUGAGAGCUAUUCUCAACCAAGUGUAGUUUUGCACAAUAUUUAAAAUGGACUUCUCAACUAGCAAAAGAUAUAGGAUAUAUCACUUAUAAGAUGGUCUAGGCUGGUCAAUGUCGUAAUCUUGAGCGUGUUAUGAAUUUUUGAAGUUAAAGUGGUGUGUUUUGAUUCAUAUGUAUGAGAUCGAACAAUAUAUAUAAUUUAAUAUGCAUAUUAUUUUAGAGUCAUGAUGAAA
This is a messenger RNA of Momordica charantia (bitter melon), 1905 nucleotides long. Its product is annotated as cytochrome P450 81Q32. The record is from RefSeq and is a predicted model, not a curated record. Lineage: Eukaryota; Viridiplantae; Streptophyta; Magnoliopsida; Cucurbitales; Cucurbitaceae. Gene Ontology annotation, molecular function: heme binding; monooxygenase activity; iron ion binding.